Molecule: messenger RNA, 541 nt
Organism: Racocetra persica
Lineage: Eukaryota; Fungi; Glomeromycota; Glomeromycetes; Diversisporales; Gigasporaceae
Source: the annotation of a GenBank genome assembly
GGAAUUAUUGCUGUUAGCCCUGCUUUAGGGCUAGCGGAGAUCGAAUUAGAAUCCUCUGCAAGCGAUGGGCAAGUUGUUCCUAUAAGCAACCCAUAUGAUGUUGAGGAUAUUAUCUAUGCAAUAGAUGGAUUAAAACUAGGUGGAAAACAAUUAGAGGCUGCAUAUAAAGCUGGAGUGCUCACAGCUGUAACUGCACCUCUUUCUUCUAAAAGCGUAUUUACGGGAGUUUCUAUGGCAUUUAAAACUGGAGCUCGUUCUAUUUUCGAUAAUGAUUCAAUUAUUAGCGAAAAUGUUGCAUUGCAUGCACAGAUAGGCACCCCAUACAAAGAUGACCGUAUACCAACAGUCUCGGGCCAAAUUUCUUUAAUCAGGAAAACAUUAAUAAAAAACCUUGCACAUCAAAAUCUUUUCGGUCGCGUUGCACGUGGAGAUAUUCCUUUAAUUGUAAAUGUCAACAGUAAAGAUGAAAUUGCUUCUUUAAUUAGAUUGAAAAUUCAAAUUAAAAAUUAUGGGGGGAAUUUAAAGCUUGUUAUUUCAGGUG